Messenger RNA from Camellia sinensis, 2184 nucleotides. The record is from RefSeq and is a predicted model, not a curated record. NCBI's taxonomy places the organism in Eukaryota, Viridiplantae, Streptophyta, Magnoliopsida, Ericales, Theaceae.
AUGAGAGGGACUGGACCGCAGAAGCUGGAGCAGUUUGAAGAAUCAAUAAACUUGUGCCAUGUGUCACAGACAGGACAUAGUGUUAGGUACGUGAAGCGACGGGUUGUGGCAGGUACAGAGCUGAAGACCGAGCUAACCCAACUCGGUGGGGCUGAAUAUUUUAAUCCCGGUGGAAUUACUUAUUUUAGUUCGGUUGGCUUGUAUGUUUUGGCUCAACUAGAGAAGAAUAAUCCCAAAUCAUGUGUUGCAGAUGGAAUUAAGAGGCAAUUGAGAGAAUCACACUCUCCACCACAUCCACCGUCACGAUCACAGCAACCCCACAAUUUUUGCUUCUUCAAUCAAGAAACACAGAAAUUUUGUGGUGACAAUAGGGCCAGUAGGAAGGUGAGGAGCAAUGCAGAUCUCUGCAACGAUAUCCGGGAAUUCUUAUCUGUGGCCGGGUUUCCGGACGGCCAUGUUCCCUCUAUGAAGGAGCUUUCCCGUCUACAUGGAAGGCAAGACCUGGCAAACAUUAUUAGACGGAGGGGAUAUAAACUUAUCAAGGAGCUUCUUGCAAUCUCAACAAAGUCUGACGGAAAGGGGUCUGAUCCAGAGGAAGUCUUGGUUGAAAAACAGGAUAUAAGUGGUAAAUGUGAACAUGAAUCAACAGCAGGUCCAGGUGAAAGGGUGGGGGAUAUGACUGAAGAUGCUUCCUCAUCGAGUGAAGUUUCUGUCAAGCAAAAUGAUUUAAAUAGUGCAAAUGGAGAAAAUAAUGAUUAUGCUUUUAGCUCUGAUAGCAAAAGUUGCAUGGCUAUAGAAUCUUCCACCAAUUCAUCCUUGCAGGAGAAGGUGGCAAAGUUUAUCCAGAAUGGAAAAUUAGAUGCAAUGGAAGAUGAUGGCUUUGGCAUUUUAAAUGAGAUUGCCGCUAACAAUGGCAAGAAGUUCGUUGAGUCAGAGGAUGUAACAAAAGAAUUGAGUUCUUUUGGUCAAGAUGUAUCACCAUUGAAGCAAGUUGUACUUCAUACAUCAGGGAAAAACACCUCAAGGAAUGAUUAUUUUUCAAGUGAACGACUAUUCAGUGGUGAUCAUGAGGAUCUGGAUGUUGAGACCAUAAAAAUGGAAAACCAAACUGAAGUUGAUCAUCUCAAGUUCAUGCUGCAUCAGAAGGAACUGGAAUUGUCUCGUUUGAAGGAACAGGUUGAGAAGGAAAAGCACACUUUGUCUAUUUUGCAAACUAAGGCAGAAACAGAGAUCAGCAAAGCGCAGGAACUUAUCAUGGAGAAAGAUGCAGAAUUACAUGCUGCAGAAGAAAGCCUUUCUGGAUUGGAGGAGGUUGAGGUUCAGUACCGGGGGGAUGGUGAAGCUGUAGAGUUGGCAGGAAGCUUUAAUGGUUGGCAUCAUCGGAUUACAAUGGACCCACAGCCAUCAUCAAGUAUCUUAGACGCUAUUGGAUCAAGGAAAUCUAGACUUUGGACAACAGUGUUGUGGCUUUAUCCGGGGACAUAUGAGAUAAAAUUUAUUGUUGAUGGCCAGUGGAGGAUUGAUUCUCAGAGAGAAUCAGUUACUAGUGGUUCUAUGCAAAACAACAUUCUUCGUGUUAAUGGAUGAUAUGGCUUUGACCAGUGACAUUUUUUUUUCAUGUACAUACCACCAAGUGUUGAUGACUAUGGCAUUGACAAAUCCACCGUGCGGCCUGUUUAUUGUGGAUUCUGCAUGUUUUGGAGGAAAACAACAAUAAUUUAUUGGUUUACCAUUUCAUUGCUCUGCAAUGGAAUACAUCAAAACGCGGAGUGUGCGUUGGUGAAGGAGAUAUGAAACAUGCAGGAUAAUGCAGCUUCUGGCUUCACAUUACCACUAUGACAUUGAAAACAAGGGCUCUAACCCUAUCCUGAGCGGUUGUGUAAAGAAUUGACGGUAGUUCUGCUGCUGCUGCUGCUUUUUCUUUUUUCUUUUUUUCAGAGUGAUUUGGGCAAGAAAUCCGUUGAUUGCUGCAGAUAUAACUUGGUUCGUUCUGCUAGAAAAUUAGUGCUGACAGUCGCAUCGCACCAGCAUCCUGGUGCCGGUAAUGUAUCUAUUUUAACAUAAAUUUUACUGGAAAAUUAGGUUCACACUAGUACGCUGCUGGGUAUUGUAUGUAAUAAGUUAAAUUUUGUAUUUUUAGAUGGCAUUUCUCGCAUAUAUGACAUGAGAGAUAUUUAAAAGCUA